AUGAACUCUGGAUUAGCACCUACAUUUAAUAUCCCAGCAGCAUCUGAGACAUCACGACUACGCACAUUCCCUUAUGCACCUAGCACAGUCAGGCACGAUAGCCCAGGCGACUAUACCGAAUUGAUACGCGAGGAAACCCCUGGGCCUCCACCCGAAGUACAUCAUCGUCCUCAUGUUCGACAACAGCAACAACAGAGUUUCGAUGAUAGAUAUUCACCAGCAGCAUUAUACAACCAGCAGCAGCAAUACAAAAAUCCUCACCAUGAUCAUCCUCCUCCUGCUACCGCACGCCGGAAUAUGAGGAACCAGCAACAAUCAGUUAUGAUGAUGGCUCCUCCUGGCACAGCAAGACAUCCUCAACAACAACAGCAGCAACAGUCAUUGCCACCUUCGUAUUUCUACAAGGACAACAAUAACAUGGUUCAAGCACCUCCUCCUGCUGCUACCGUACAACAUCAUCGACAAACUGGAGUCCAUCCACAUCUGGUCGAUAGCACCAAUCAACAAUAUCGUCCUACUGCCGCUGUCGGAAAUAGUUACGCUACAGUUGUUUCACCCAAGGCAAGAUCGGUUGCGACGAGUGGCGUACAAAUCGAGUCUCCGUUCCACAACAACAACAACAACAACAUCGACAGCAUCAUCAUUAUCAAUGAUUAUGAAUUGUGA
This is a messenger RNA of Zychaea mexicana, 666 nucleotides long. RefSeq lists its product as uncharacterized. The coding region runs from base 1 to 666 and encodes 221 amino acids. The transcript is spliced from 3 exons. NCBI's taxonomy places the organism in Eukaryota, Fungi, Mucoromycota, Mucoromycetes, Mucorales, Lichtheimiaceae. The record is from RefSeq and is a predicted model, not a curated record.